This is a messenger RNA of Rhizoctonia solani, 1125 nucleotides long. Its product is annotated as GTP-binding protein GTR1. Gene Ontology annotation, biological process: cellular response to starvation; cellular response to amino acid stimulus; positive regulation of TOR signaling. Lineage: Eukaryota; Fungi; Basidiomycota; Agaricomycetes; Cantharellales; Ceratobasidiaceae. The record is from RefSeq and is a predicted model, not a curated record. Bases 1 to 1125 code for a protein of 374 amino acids. The transcript has 8 exons. Gene Ontology annotation, molecular function: GTP binding; GTPase activity. Gene Ontology annotation, cellular component: fungal-type vacuole membrane; nucleus; Gtr1-Gtr2 GTPase complex.
AUGGAUAAACAAGCUCCACCGACCGGGAUUCAGCGAAAGAAAGUUCUCGUGUGUGGGCUGCGCAAGAGCGGGAAAACCUCUGCGCUUCGAGUGCUCACCCACGGCAUUGCACCCAAGGAUACUUUUUACAUUGAAACAACCACACAGAUCGUCAAGGAGGAGGUUGAUACGAUUAUUCCCCUGGAGGUAUGGGACUGUCCAGGUUCAACGACAGUCGAAAAUCUUGGCGUUCCACUUUCACAAUUCUCGUCUAUCGUGUUCUUUAUAGAUAUACAGGACGACUAUCAUCUUCCUAUCAAACGGUUUUACGAACUUGUAGUUGCAGCAUACGAAGCUGGCAUCACAAACCUUCCAUUUGAAGUGUUGGUUCAUAAAGCCGAAGCGCAUUCUGAGGAUUAUCGCGUCGACAAUUUCAGAGAAAUUCAAUCGAGGAUUGAAGAUGAACUAUACGACUAUCCGAGCGAACCGUUGCAUACGUUUUACCCCAUCAACUAUUACAUGACGUCCGUCUACGACCACACUACCCACGAGGCAUUUUCGAGAAUCGUUCAAAGGAUAACAUCGCAGGUUCAUAUCGCUGCAUUAGAAAAUCUGAUGAAUGUCCUGACUCCAAACUGCUCCAUGGCGAAAAGCUUCCUAUUCGAUGUCAAUCUCAAAAUCUAUGUAGCGACCGAUGCGUCACCAGUAGACCCGGGAAGCUAUGAAGCUUGCUCAGAAUAUGUUCAAACCAUCUUGACUCUUGCUAAACUCUAUCAUAAUAUACCUGCCCACCCACGUUCACAAAUCAACAUGUCGUCAACGUUGACAUCCCCUACGACUCCCACACCACAAUAUCCUUCCGGCCCCCCAUUCCAGUCCAAGCCCGAAGUCGCGAGCGAUGCACACUCCACCAAUUCACGAGAGGAGCUAUUCCCAGAAGGAGAAUGGGCCUCUAGUUUUGCUCAGUUGGCACCAGAAACGACUUUAGCGUACUGGCAGAUUACUGGCUCACUCGCACUGGUUUCGCUUGUUCGAAGCGACGUGUUCGAAACCAAGCGGGGCCUAAUUGAAUAUAACGUCGCUUUUUUCCGAGAUGCGGUUCAGAAGAUUCAGAGGAUCGCAAUGAGCGGUGGAAAACCUGUCUAG